GUACAGAAGUAAAGUACAAUAGUAAUGAAAGUAAAUUUCAAAAAACUUUUUAAGACUUUUUAAUUAAAAAUCUUAGGAUUAAUUUAAAAAAGAAAUUAAAUUUUCUGUUCACAGUACUAUAAAAUUUCAAUUAAAAAAAAGUUAAAUUAAGUGGAGAACUCUCAAUUUUACUAACCCAGAAAAAGUUUUUUUUUUUUAUUUAAUAUACGCUUUCUAUUGUAAAACAAGGUGUAGAGCAUGCGAAGAAAAACCAAUAUUUUGGAUAAAACCAUGAUGUGAUAUUGCAAAAGAAUAUGUAGUUAUUUUCAUAUAAGCAUCUGUGUCAGAAUGAUUAUCUAGACGUAAAAUAUAUCAAAGAAGCUUUGUGGUGUUAAAAAACUGCUUAAUAUUUUUUAUUUUAUUAUUUUAACCGGAUGAUUGUGAUGACACAAGUUUAAUAUAUUUAAAUAACAUAAGGAUUAAUUAUAAAUUUAAGGAUGUUCGGAAUUUGUAAUUCAUAAAAUGCACUAUACCAUUGCCGAAACUAUUAGACAUUUAUUAAACUAAGGAACUAGGUUUUCUCCAAUUUAACUGAAGUCUAUCUGCUCAAUCUUUCGUGUUGUUUCAUGUCUAUAUUAUAGGUAUUUAAAUAUAAGAAGAAAAAGAGAAACAAGUUAUCUCAAUAGAAAAUAGUAUUUAGAUCGAUUUUGUUUGAUUUGGUACUCCAUGUUACAUUAAUGAAGGUUGAAAAUAAGGAUUGAGAAUAAAAUAAGGCGACUUUGCGGAAUAAUAAGUUUAUAACUUUAAUUAAGAAAAGUUUAGAAAGAAAAUUUCACUAUGUCGCAAGGUGCUGAAGUCAACACAGGAAAUAAUGAGAAUAUUCAGAAUGAAAAUAUUCACGGCGAUUAUCACUGGGCAAUGGUAAUGGACUCAUCCCGUGUUUCAACAUGCCUGAUAUCAAUGUUGCUUAUUGUUUAUGGCAGUUUUCGCAGUUUAAAUAUUGAACAAGAAUCAAGAGAAAGACAGGAAAAGAAAAAGCAAAAUGAUGACAUGACGAACUUAAUAACAGGAGAAUCAGUUUUAAAGGAACAAAGUCGUUUUGCAACUUUAGAUGCAAUGCAUGCUCUGUGUUUGCCAUUGGGUGCAUCAGUGUCACUAUUAAUAAUGUUUUUCUUCUUCGACUCAAUGCAAUUGCUCUUUGCUGUGUGCACGGCGAUGAUUGCAACUGUAGCUUUGGCAUUUUUAUUACUUCCAAUGUGCCAAUACAUAUUACGACCCUGUACAGACAGUAAUCGAUUUUCAUUUGGAAUUUGUGGCCGUUUUACUGCAGCUGAGUUAUUUAGUUUCUCGUUGUCUGUGUUGAUUGUUUGCAUAUGGGUUUUAACUGGUCAUUGGCUGCUUAUGGAUGCAAUGGGGAUGGGUCUAUGUGUUGCUUUCAUUGCAUUUGUGAGGCUGCCGUCAUUAAAAGUUUCAACAUUAUUAUUAACCGGUUUACUUAUCUAUGACGUAUUUUGGGUAUUUUUUUCAUCAUACAUAUUUAGUACAAAUGUUAUGGUAAAGGUUGCUACACGACCUGCUGAUAAUCCUGUUGGAAUAGUAGCUAGAAAAUUAAAUUUGGAUGGAAUUGUUAGAGAUACUCCCAAAUUAAACUUACCUGGCAAAUUAGUAUUUCCCAGUAUUCAAAAGAGUGGACACUUCUCAAUGCUGGGUCUUGGUGAUAUUGUAAUGCCAGGUUUGCUACUUUGUUUUGUUUUGCGUUAUGAUGCGUACAAGAAGUCACAAGGUAUAACUUCGGAGGCUGGAGGAUUGUCACCACCGAAAGGAAUGGGUUCAAGAUUAACGUAUUUUCAUUGUUCCAUGUUGGGAUAUUUCCUUGGUUUGCUUACGGCGACGGUGAGCUCAGAGGUUUUUAAAGCAGCACAACCUGCCUUAUUAUAUUUAGUUCCAUUUACGUUAUUUCCAUUAUUGACGAUGGCUUAUUUGAAGAUUUUGUGUAUAAUAAAUUUCAUUCAUUUUCUGUUCAACCUAUUAUUAAAGUGAAAAACAAAUGAAGUUUUCUAUUCCAUAUUGUUUAAAAUAGUUUCAAAAGCGCAGAGAAAUUUUUAUUUAUAAAACGAAAUUAAAACGCUGCGUUAACGCAACGUUAAGGUUAUUUCAAAAAUUGCCAAAUUCAUUUUUAAAAAUUUUUAAAUUCAUAUCGUGUAUGUGGAAUCUUUCACGUAAGUUAUUUUGCUAAACGAAAAACAUGCCAUAUUUUGUUAAAUCCUGAUUUACUUUACCUUCAUGUUGAUUAUG
This is a messenger RNA of Condylostylus longicornis, 2274 nucleotides long. It is a transcript of the gene SppL, whose product is annotated as signal peptide peptidase-like 3. Gene Ontology annotation, molecular function: aspartic endopeptidase activity, intramembrane cleaving. Lineage: Eukaryota; Metazoa; Arthropoda; Insecta; Diptera; Dolichopodidae. The record is from RefSeq and is a predicted model, not a curated record. Gene Ontology annotation, cellular component: Golgi-associated vesicle membrane; lumenal side of endoplasmic reticulum membrane; cytoplasmic side of endoplasmic reticulum membrane. Bases 817 to 2019 code for a protein of 400 amino acids. The transcript is spliced from 7 exons. Gene Ontology annotation, biological process: membrane protein proteolysis.